GGUUUGACUCUGAGGUUGAAGAAUAGAGUUUUCAAGAGGAAUCAGGAGCAGCAGCAAGCCUAAGGGAGCUGAGUCUGGGUAGCAGAGAAUCAUCCUGUGCAGGCAGGUUACCAUGGCAUCUGGUGCCAACAUGGAGGCUCCCAUUUGCUUAGUGGAAAAUGAGAAUGAAGAGCUGAGGGUGAACCCCGAAGCAGUAAACAUUCUUGAGAGGAUCACUCAGCCUGUGGUGGUGGUGGCCAUCGUAGGACUGUACCGUACGGGGAAGUCCUACCUGAUGAACCGUUUGGCAGGACAGAACCAUGGCUUCAAUCUGGGCACCACAGUCAGGUCUGAAACUAAAGGCAUCUGGAUGUGGUGUGUGCCUCACCCCAGCAAACCCAAAUUCACACUCGUUCUUUUGGACACCGAGGGCUUAGGUGAUGUGGAAAAGGGUGACCCUAAGAAUGACUCAUGGAUCUUCGCUCUGGCCGUGCUUCUGAGCAGCACCUUUGUCUACAACAGCAUGAGCACCAUCAACCACCAGGCCCUGGAGCAGCUGCACUAUGUCACAGAACUGACAGAACUGAUCAGGGCCAAAUCCACUGCACGAUCUGAAGAAGUGGAUGACUCUGAUGAGUUUGUAAGUUUCUUUCCAGACUUUAUCUGGACUGUUCGAGAUUUCGUUCUGGAGCUGAAGUUAGAUGGACAUGUCAUCACAGCAGACGAGUACCUGGAAAAUGCCCUGAAGCUGAUUCCAGGUAGGAGUCUCAAAGCCCAAAAUUCUAACAUGCCUAGGGAAUGUAUCAGGCACUUUUUUCCAAGACGCAAGUGCUUUGUCUUUGAUCGACCUACGAAAGAAAAAGAACUCUUAGUUCAUGUUGAGGAAAUGCCAGAGGACCAGUUGGAUCACAAUUUCCAAGUGCAAUCAAAAGUAUUCUGUUCUUACAUCUUCUCCAAUGCAAAGGCCAAAACCUUGAAAGAGGGAAUCAUUGUCAACGGAAACAGACUGGCGACUCUGGUGACAACCUACAUGGAUGCCAUCAAUAGUGGAGCAGUGCCAUGUUUAGAGAAUGCAGUGAUGACCCUGGCCCAGCGUGAGAACUCCAUUGCUGUGCAGAAGGCAGCUGACCACUACAGUGAGCAGAUGGCCCAGCGAGUGAGGCUCCCCACAGACACGCUCCAGGAGCUGCUGGUUGUGCAUGCAGCCUGUGAGAAAGAAGCCAUUGCUGUCUUCAUGGAGCACUCCUUCAAGGAUGAGAGCCAGCAAUUCCAGAAGAACUUGGCGGUCACCAUAGAGGAAAAAAAGGAAGAUUUCUUACGACAGAAUGAAGCAGCAUCUCUCAGUCACUGCCAGGCUGAGCUGGACAAGCUCUCAGAGUCCCUGAGGGAGAGCAUCUCACGUGGAGCUUUCUCUGUUCCUGGAGGCCACAGUCUCUACCUAGAGGCCAGGAAGAAGGUUGAGCGUGACUAUGAGCGAGUGCCCAGGAAGGGAGUGAAGGCAAAACAUGUCCUUCAGAGCUUCCUACAGUCACAGAUUCCCAUAGAGGAUUCCAUCCUACAGUCAGACAAAGCCCUCACUGAUGGCCAGAAGGCCAUGGAAGCUGAGCGGGCUCAGAAGGAGGUGGCCGAGAAGGAGCAGGAGCUACUAAGACAGAAGCAGAAGGAGCUGCAGCAGGUGAUGGAGGCUCAAGAGAGAAGCUAUAAGGAAAAUAUUGCCCAGCUGCAUCAGAAGAUGGAGACGGAAAGGAAGAACAUUCUGAGAGAGCAAGAGGAGAGGCUGGCACACAAAUUGAAGGUUCCUGUGGCAUCCGAUUGGACCAUGGAGGCACCCAUUUGUCUUGUGCAAAACUGGGAAGAGCAGCUGACAGUAAAUCUGGAGGCCGUGAGGAUUCUUGAGCAGAUAGCUCAGCCUCUGGUGGUGGUGGCCAUUGUCGGUUUAUAUCGCACAGGGAAGUCCUACCUUAUGAAUCGUCUUGCAGGACGGAACCACGGCCACUCGGAACACUCUUACCCCAGGUUAGUCAGCAGAAAUCAGAUGCAGAUUCUGCAUAACAGGACAGAUUAUACUGUCUUCUGUGGAGAUCACGGAAUAUGGCAAACCUUGAACCAUGGCUUCUCCUUGGGCUCUAGGAUGCAAUCCAAAGCCAAGGGUAUCUGGAUGUGGUGUGUGCCCCAUCCCACCAAGCCAACCCACACCCUGGUCCUUUUGGACACUGAAGGCCUUGGUGAUGUAGAAAAGGGUGACCCUAAGAAUGACUCGUGGAUCUUUGCCCUGGCCAUGCUUCUGAGCAGCACCUUUGUCUACAACAGCAUGAGCACCAUCAACCACCAGGCCCUGGAGCAGCUGCACUAUGUGACUGAAUUAACAAAGCUAAUUCAGGCAAAAUCAAACCCCAGAGAGGAUAAAGUGGAAGACUCUAGUGAGUUUGUAAGUUUCUUCCCAGACUUUAUCUGGACUGUUCGAGACUUUGUUCUGGAGCUGAAGUUAGAUGGUCAGCCCAUCACAGAAGAUGAGUACCUGGAGAAUGCCCUGAAGCUGAUCCCAGGAAACAAUCCCAAAGUUCAAAAGUCCAACAUGACCAGAGAAUGUAUCAGAUAUUUUUUUCCAGUACGGAAGUGCUUUGUCUUUGCCAGGCCUACAAGCAACAAAAGUUUAUUAUUCCAAAUUGAAAAUGUUCCAGAAAACCAGCUGGAAUGUAGUUUCCAGAUUGAGUUAGAAAAAUUCUGUUCCUACAUCUUCGCCAAUGGCAAGACCAAGACUCUGAGAGGGGGAGUCAUUGUCACAGGAAAUCGGCUGGGGACUUUGGUGCAGACCUAUGUGGAUGCCAUCAACAGUGGGACUGUGUCAUGUUUGGAGAAAGCAGUGAUGACCCUGGCCCAUCAUGAGAACUCCACAGCUCUUCAGAAGGCAGCUGAGCACUACAGUGAGCAGAUGGCCCAGCGAGUGAGGCUCCCCACAGACACGCUCCAGGAGCUGCUGGAUGUGCAUGCAGCCUGUGAGAAGGAAGCCAUUGCUGUCUUCAUGGAGCACUCCUUCAAAGAUGAGAAUCAGCAAUUCCAGAAGAGGCUGGUGGCCACCAUAGAGGAAAGGAAGGAAGAGUUCAUGCGACAGAAUGAAGCAGCAUCUAUCCAUCACUGCCAGGCUGAACUGGAGAAGCUUUCAGAGUCCCUGAGGAAGAGCAUCUCAUGUGGAGCCUUCUCUGUUCCUGGGGGACACAGCCUCUACUUAGAAGCCAGGAAGAAGGUUGAGCUGGGCUAUGAGCAAGUGCCCAGGAAGGGAGUAAAGGCAAAAGAGGUUCUUAAGAGUUUCCUGCAGUCACAGGCUACUAUGGAGGAUGCUAUCCUGCAGUCAGACAAAGCUCUUAGGGAUGGAGAGUGGGCCGUAGCAGCUGAGAGAAGAAAGAGGGAGGUGGCUGAGAAGACACAAGAGCUUCUGAGGCAGAGACAGAAGGAGCAAGAGCAAGUAAUGGAGGCUCAGGAGAGAAAGUUCCAAGAACACAUUGCUAAACUUCAGGAGACGUUGAAGACAGAAAGGGAGAUGAUGCUGAGGAAGCUGAAGAUGCUGUAGCAGAAGCUGAAGGUCCAAGAAGAACUACUUAUGGAAGCAUUCAGAAAGAAAUCUGAUAUGUUAAAGAAUGAAAUGUCAACUGAAAGAAGAGAUUCAAAAGAAAGAAAAUCCUCACUCUUUGCUAAUAUCCUUGACAGUUGGCAACACAUUUAUUACGAUUUUACCAGGAGCUGGUAAACUUUGUGGAGCAGGGCUGAAAGUCCUCAGCUCACUUAUGAAGUAGUCUGAAGAAUGUCUGGAAAGGAAUUUAUAAAAACCAGACUCCUAUUAUUUUGAUACCAAACUCUGUGCCUUUAUUUUAAAAUAUAUGUGGUAGUUUAUAACCAUUGUUAUGAAGAAGGUCAGAACUCCCAAUUAAUAGCUAAAUAAAAAGAUACUGCUUCGUUGGAGUUGAA
Molecule: messenger RNA, 3942 nt
Organism: Apodemus sylvaticus (European woodmouse)
Lineage: Eukaryota; Metazoa; Chordata; Mammalia; Rodentia; Muridae
Product: guanylate-binding protein 4-like
Exons: 21
Coding region: 113-3547 (1144 amino acids)
Biological process (GO): defense response to protozoan; defense response to Gram-positive bacterium
Molecular function (GO): GTP binding; GTPase activity
Source: RefSeq, a predicted model, not a curated record